GCUUCUACUGAAUUAGCGAGGAAAAUGUUCUGAAAUACGACGCCUAGUGGUAUUCCCGUGUGUUCAAAAUCGGUGCUUUGUUCUCCGGUGGAGUACGAGAAAAAGAAAGAAAAACCAACCGCAAGUGCAACUCCUUUGUUGGAGAACACAACCAGAUUGAGAAGAGGUGCAUCGGUUAGGUGAAGUGAAAAAUCAUCCAAUUGAAGAGGCACAUCAUGGCAGGCGAUUUUUCCGGUUGUACCGCCCGGAAAAAGAAUCGUGCUCAAUCGAUCGAGUACAACCCGGCGAAGAUCGACAACGGGGAAACGUCGAAACAGCAGCUAAAUCCGCUGACCACUCGAAGCGGAUUGCGGGUGUACAAAAUUGUGAUCCUAGGCGAUGGCGGCGUAGGGAAAUCGGCCGUCACGCUGCAGUUCGUGAGCCACAGCUUCCUGGACUACCAUGAUCCUACGAUUGAGGAUUCCUACCAGCAGCAGGCCGUUAUCGACGGUGAGGCGGCACUGCUCGAUAUUCUCGAUACGGCCGGCCAGGUCGAGUUUACCGCCAUGCGGGACCAGUACAUGCGCUGCGGGGAAGGUUUCAUCAUCUGCUACUCCGUUACGGAUCGGCACAGUUUUCAGGAAGCGUCCGAAUAUCGAAAGCUCAUCGCACGGGUACGCCUUACGGAGGAUAUUCCGCUGGUGCUGGUGGCCAACAAGCUGGAUUUGCAGUCCCAGCGAAAGGUCUCCACUGAGGAAGGAAAAAAUCUAGCCAAACAGUUCGGCUGUCCAUUCUACGAAACAUCAGCUGCUCUUCGUCACUACAUCGAUGAGGCAUUUUUCUCACUCGUUCGUGAAAUUCGCAGAAAGGAAACUCAACGAACCCUAAAUGGAGGCUCGAGUUCCGAGAAAAUUCAUACCCGACGGCGUAGCCGGUGGUGGCGACUGCGCUCCAUAUUUGCUCUCGUAUUCCGACGUCGUCGAAAUCUGAACGGAAGUAUCAACUAAGCAGGGGAUUCCAAGGAUUUCGAAAGUAUUUGUGUUGCUACCAAAUGGGUUUCUGAAACUUGAAGUAUUGCAGAAAACCACUUUCAAACACGUGUAAAAUUGGUGUGACCAAACAUAUAGUGGGCUUGAACUACAAAAUUCCAUACAAGGUUAGGUUAUGUUUAUAAAAUUGUUGUUAAAUAGUCCAUUAAGGCGUUUUGACGUUUACAAGCAGUUGAAAAAUGUAAUGUACGGAACUGCAUUAGAAUACAGUAGUAACAUCCUGCACCGGGUUCUGUUUAGAGGUUUACCGAGUUCCACCAAAUUCAUAGUUCCAAAAAAAAGUUAGUCUUUCGGUGCAUUAUAUGCAGAUGUUAGAAGUAAAGUAAGAACAAACAUAAA
Sabethes cyaneus is the source of this 1367-nucleotide messenger RNA. RefSeq names its product GTP-binding protein Rit2 (gene Ric). Gene Ontology annotation, biological process: Ras protein signal transduction. The transcript has 5 exons. Gene Ontology annotation, cellular component: plasma membrane. The record is from RefSeq and is a predicted model, not a curated record. Lineage: Eukaryota; Metazoa; Arthropoda; Insecta; Diptera; Culicidae. Gene Ontology annotation, molecular function: GTP binding; GDP binding; calmodulin binding. Bases 216 to 986 code for a protein of 256 amino acids.